CGCUUUGAUCAACGUCAGGAGGAAGUAUUCUGACAAAAAGAACGUAAUGUUUUUUUCGUCUGAAAAUGUGUAGUAAGAAUUUCAAAGUAAGAAUAGCAUCUUAACAAAGCAAGGAUGAGACGAGGACUUUUAACCAGCACAAAGUGCUGGAUUCUUGGGCUCCUGGCAGUAGUCACUGUCAUCAUCAUUCACCUGUCAAACAUCGGCAGCAAAACUGACCACAGUAGUGGAAUAUCUGUCAUCGACACCUAUGGCUCCACACAUGGUAUCAUGUCAAAGUUCUUCUCUGGUGAAAGAAAUUUUGAGAAGAAAAGCAGUCAUGACAUACCCCCUCUCAAAAGGGGUGAAAUGGAAUCCAAAUUAACGAAUACCUAUACACGCAAAGAAAAUGUGUUGAUUGAAGAACAGCUCAUGCCUAAAGUUAGUCAGAAUAUAACCAAAAAGGUUGGUUUUACUUUAGAAACAAAACGUGCCCCACCAAAACAUUAUAUUACCAUUCAUUUCAAAGGAAGACUGGGAAAUCUGCUUUUCCAGUAUGCAUCCUUAUUCGGAAUAGCUAAUAAAAACAACCUGAUCCCAGUGAUUUCUGAAAAUAGUGAGUUGCGGAGAAUUUUCAAAAUAACAUCCCUGUCCACAGAGAGUAACAAUGUGAGAUAUGGCCGAGUUUUCAAAGAGAAAAUUGGAUGUGCAUUUGAACCAGAAGCAAUGAAACUCGGAUCAGAAACAAAUACAAAGCUGGAUGGUUACUUUCAAAGUUUCAAGUACUUUCAAGAGCAUGAUGCACUACUGCGUCAACAAUUCCAAUUUAAAGAUGACAUACAAAAAAGAGCAGCUUCUGUAUUUUCUGAACUUGUUGACCAAAAAUCUAAAAACAAAAAUGGUCCUGUGACAUAUAUUGCAGUCCAUGUGCGCAGGGGUGAUUUUAUUCAUAAUAAAGGUUUUAGUAGGUAUGGUUAUGUGUCCCCAGGCCCCGAAUAUCUAGAAAAAGGAUUGAACUUGUUUAGAGCUAAUUUCACUAACUGCAUAUUUGUGAUUGCCUCAGAUGACUUAAACUGGUGUAAAGAAAACAUGCACGGAAAUGAUUUGGUUUUCAUGAACCCUGGUAACACCCGUGAACUUGACUUCGCAGUGAUGACACAAUGUAGUCAUAUGCUUAUGACUGUCGGCAGCUUUGGCUGGUGGACAGCAUGGCUGAUCAACGGCAAAACUGUUUACUACACAGGCUAUCCCCGUCCUGGAUCUGAGCUUGCAAAACAGAUUGUAUUAGAGGACUAUAGACCUCCUCAUUGGAUUGGUCUGUCGUAAUGUAUUAAUCACCAAACUUUCUCUACACCUAGUAUCACAGGGGUCAGACACAUUGGCCUGUAGAAAUUAGACACUGAAGAGCAGUUGUGUCAAUCAAUAUACCAGUUUCUAGUCCCUGUGUUUACAGAAAUCCAGUGUUUUUUUAUGUGACAAAGUAUCGCCAUUUCUAAAUUAGAAUGACUUUAUUGAUCAGUACAGAAAUAACUUUAAUAUCAUGACGGUAUCAGCCUCCUGGGUUUACUGCAGAUAAAUAAAGAAGAGAUGUGAGUUUUCAGUUAUGCCUCAACUGAACUUUGUUAAAUCUAGUCCUGGAUUAUUGUAGGACAAAUAUGGUAGUAUGAUUAACUGCAUGAAACAAGAACUGAACCAAUUUUAAUGAAAUUUUGCAGAAACCUUUCCUGGCAUGAUAUGAACCAAAGUAGUGAAUUAUACAGUCCCCACCCCACAGGGACCCGAGGAGUCUGAAGGGUGGGGACAAAAAGGGUCAAAUUAACCCAAAUUUCAAAAAUCUUCUCAACUCCCAGAUAUUUUUUAAAAACUACUUGCCAAAAUAUUGUAUAAAAUUAUCUGUACAUGCAUGUUCAUAUAAUGUAUAUUUUCUAUUGCAGUAUACAUGUCAACAUGUAAUGAUAUAUUUAUGAAUCAAUGCUAUCAACAUUUAUAUCUGCAAGUUUACACUGGGUUGAAAACUAAAUUCUUCCACUAAAAUUCCAUUCCAGACUGCUGAUAGACAUUCCAGAUUUUUAACUUUUUAAAAAUAUAUUUAUAUUUCAAUUUCAUUUUUUUGUGAAUAUUUGCAAUUUAAGGAGGUCUGAAAAUUGAAGGGAAAAAAAGUGUUUGGUGUGUCACAGAUAGGAGAUAAAGAACACAUAUUUUAAUAUAUUAAUCAGUAUUUAAAAUUGUAUGGGUAUACCAUAAAGUAGAACUGUUGUCCAUGAUGUAAGUUUACAAUAAUUUUGAAAUAUUCCAAACUAUAUUUAUUAGUUUGUAUACAGGUUACAGUCAGAAUUAAGAUUGAAGAAAUUUCUAGAGCAGCAACUACCAAUAUUUGCUAUUUUGAAAUUUUAUUUUG
Ylistrum balloti is the source of this 2377-nucleotide messenger RNA. RefSeq names its product galactoside alpha-(1,2)-fucosyltransferase 2-like. The record is from RefSeq and is a predicted model, not a curated record. Gene Ontology annotation, molecular function: galactoside 2-alpha-L-fucosyltransferase activity. Gene Ontology annotation, cellular component: membrane. The transcript is spliced from 3 exons. Gene Ontology annotation, biological process: carbohydrate metabolic process. Bases 115 to 1305 code for a protein of 396 amino acids. Lineage: Eukaryota; Metazoa; Mollusca; Bivalvia; Pectinida; Pectinidae.